GAUUGUCUCUGUGAAGCUGGGCAAAGCGUGCAGGAAGCAGGAAUCCGGACUGCUUGUUGCUGCUGCUUCUGCUACUCUUACCUCUACUGCUGCUGAUGGGGAAGUAAAGAGUGGCUGUCUGCAUGAGCUGACAAAGAUGCACAUCAUCCCAGUUCUGACAGCAGGCAUGAUCCCCACCGCCAGGUGAAAGAACAAAACUGCAAAAAAAAAACCCCAAAAAAACAGAUUACAACAGCUCGGAAGUUCAGCUCCACUGCACAAGGGGGUGAAGAGAUUGCAGUCAGCAAAAAAAAAAACAAGAGAGGAGCACUUCACCCCAACCCUUACCCCCUUGUUCCCCCAACCCCCUCCCGAAUCUGUCAGACCCGCGGACCCGGUUCGAGAUGUCAAGGAAAAAGACGCUGAAGAGUAAAAGUCAGACGUCUCCCAGCACCACCUUACCAGCCGGCAGGGGGAAAGAACAAGAGGGGAAAUCACGGAAGAUCAACUCCAGCGGCCAGGCUUUGAUAAACGGAGUGAUCCUGCCUAACAGACCCUCUCUGAGCAACAGCAGCGAGUUCUAUGACCUCGCUUUUAAGGUGAUGUUGGUUGGAGACUCUGGAGUGGGGAAAACCUGUUUACUGGUGCGCUUUAAGGAUGGUGCUUUCCUAGCCGGAAGCUUUAUUUCUACAGUGGGCAUUGACUUCAGGAAUAAAGUAUUAAAUGUGGAUGACGUGAAAGUUAAGCUGCAGAUCUGGGAUACUGCAGGGCAAGAAAGAUUUCGCAGUGUGACUCAUGCUUAUUAUCGAGAUGCCCAUGCUCUUUUGCUGCUAUAUGAUGUCACAAACAAAACAUCAUUUGACAACAUUCAGGCCUGGCUGACAGAGAUUCAUGAAUAUGCAACACAAGACGUGGUAAUCAUGUUGUUGGGUAACAAGGCUGAUGCAACUCAAGAGAGGGCUGUUAAGAAAGAGGCAGGAGAAAAAUUAGCAAAGGAAUACGGAGUGCCCUUUAUGGAAACAAGUGCCAAAACAGGUCUAAAUGUUGAGCUGGCAUUUAUGGCUAUUGCAAAAGAACUGAAACACAGGUCAAUGAAAUCCCCAAACCACCCCAAGUUCAAGCUCCAUGAUUACGUGAACUCGGAAAUGAAAGGCACGGGUUGCUGCAGAUCGUAACUGCCCCAUUCUUUCUGCCGAUACAUUUGUACAAGACUGAUUGGUGUUAAAUUGCCAGGACAGAUCGUCUCAUGGUUCUGCCAUUUUUUUUGUGAAGUUCUUGCAUGUCUGUACUUUGUUGUCUGUACAUUGACAAGUGUUUAUCAGCCAAGAACACCUUGAAUUCAUUUGGGGAGGUGAGUGGGAUAUAAAUGGUGUUAAAUCAGGAUCGAAAGUACGAAACUUGAUUGUUUACAUAAUCUAAAUCUGCUUUUGCUGACUACAGUUUGUAUCAAUAGAUAAACAUACCU
Chiloscyllium plagiosum (whitespotted bambooshark) is the source of this 1444-nucleotide messenger RNA. It is a transcript of the gene rab26, whose product is annotated as RAB26, member RAS oncogene family. NCBI's taxonomy places the organism in Eukaryota, Metazoa, Chordata, Chondrichthyes, Orectolobiformes, Hemiscylliidae. Gene Ontology annotation, molecular function: GTPase activity; GTP binding. The record is from RefSeq and is a predicted model, not a curated record.